CAAACAAAUGGUUUCACCCACUGCAGCUUUACAACUUUAGGGACGCUACCACUAUCUGGCCUGAAAGGGAGUGUUGUUUUCCGGAUGUGACACCAAGUUGACCCGGAAAAGGAGGAGAUCGGGGCAGUGAAACAUCCUCGGCGGCAAUGGAAGGAUCCAGCUACAGGGUGGUGUUUGAAAAGGGAGGCGUGUACCUGCACACCAGCGCUCGGAAGCACCAGGAUCCGGACUCACUUAUCGCGGGCGUCUUACGAGUGGUGGAGAAGGACAACGAUGUCCUCCUGCACUGGGCUCCGGUGGAGGAGGCUGGCGACCCAACGCAGAUCUUCUUCUCUAAGAAGGACCCAAGUGGAGGUGAGCCCAGCACCUCAGAGGAGGAACCCACCUUUGACCCAGGCUAUGAACCUGACUGGGCUGUCAUUAGCACAGUGCGGCCACGGCCCCACCUGGCAGAGCCCAGGAGAGGUGCAGAGCCCAGUUCCCCCCGGAGCUCCUGGGCCUUCUCUGUGAGCCUAGGGGAGCUCAAGUCCAUCCGCAGAUCCAAGCCAGGCCUCAGCUGGGCCUACCUGGUUCUGGUGACCCAGGCUGGAGGCUCCCUGCCUGCCUUGCACUUCCACAGAGGGGGUACCCGAGCCCUGCUCCGAGUCCUUAGCCGCUACCUGCUGUUGGCCAGCUCUCCACAGGACUCCCGCCUCUACUUGGUCUUCCCCCAGGACCCCUCUGCCCUCUCUGACUCCUUCCACCAUCUUCAACUCUUUGACCAGGACAGCUCCAACGUGGUGUCUCGCUUCCUUCAGGAUCCCUACUCUACCACCUUCAGUAGCUUCUCUCGAGUGACCAACUUCUUCCGGGGAGCCCUGCAGCCGCACCCUGAGGGCGCCUCUUCCCCUGAUCUACCCCCGCUGCCAGAUGAUGAGCCAGAGCCUGGCUUUGAGGUCAUCUCUUGCGUGGAACUGGGCCAGCGUCCCACAGUGGAACGUGCUCCUCCAGUCACAGAGGAAGAAUGGAACCGCCACGUGGGUCCUGAGGGUCGCCUGCAAAAUGUCCCUGAGUUGAAAAGUCGGAUCUUCUCAGGGGGUCUCAGCCCUGGCCUUCGGCGGGAGGCUUGGAAGUUCCUUCUGGGGUACCUUAGCUGGGAGAGUUCAGCUGAGGAACACAAAGCCCACGUGCGGAAGAAAACGGAUGAGUACUUCCGAAUGAAGCUGCAGUGGAAGUCUGUGAGCGCUGAGCAGGAGCGGAGGAAUUCACUGCUUCAUGGCUACCGAAGCCUCAUUGAGAGAGAUGUAAGCCGCACUGACAGGACUAACAAGUUCUAUGAAGGGCCUGAGAACCCAGGGCUGGGCCUGCUCAACGACAUCCUUCUUACCUACUGCAUGUACCACUUCGACUUGGGCUAUGUUCAGGGCAUGAGUGACCUCCUGUCCCCGAUCCUCUUCGUUGUUCAGAAUGAAGUAGAUGCCUUCUGGUGUUUCUGUGGCUUCAUGGAACUUGUGCAUGGGAACUUUGAAGAGAGUCAGGAGACUAUGAAGCGGCAGCUUGGGCAGCUCCUGCUGCUUCUGCGGGUGCUGGAUCAGCCACUCUGUGAUUUCCUGGAUUCUCAGGACUCGGGCUCGCUGUGCUUCUGCUUCCGGUGGCUGCUCAUCUGGUUCAAGAGGGAAUUCCCCUUUCCUGACGUCCUUCGGCUGUGGGAGCACAUCAAUGAACUGACCAUGAAGCUGAGCGUGGAGGAUGUGCUGACACGGGCAGAGGCUCUGUACAGGCAGCUGACGGCCUGCCCAGAGCUGCCACACAACGUGCAGGAGAUCCUGGGGCUGGCACAGCCAGAAGAGCCUAGUAGCCCAUCUCCUCCGGUAUCCCCAAUGCCCUUGUCACCCACUCGAGCCCCGAUGCCCCCGCCGCCGCCUGAGGAAGUGGCCCCGCAGCCUGACAGCAGUCUGGAGAUUCUGCCUGAGGAUGAAGAUGGUGCUUGACUGCUAGCCCAGUUCCUCAGACCGGGUUCCUGAAGAUUGACAGGUUCUGAGCUCCAUGUCCGAAGCCUAGAGCGGAGGGAGACCCUGAGCCGGCCAAUGAAAUGGAGGAAGGUCCUCCUAGAGGUACGGGAUUCCUCAGUGCCCGCCCACCAGCUGCUGCCAAUUUGAGGCAAUAAACCGUUCUCGUUUGACUGCA
Messenger RNA from Rattus norvegicus (Norway rat), 2166 nucleotides. RefSeq names its product TBC1 domain family, member 17 (gene Tbc1d17). Gene Ontology annotation, cellular component: cytoplasm; autophagosome; recycling endosome. Lineage: Eukaryota; Metazoa; Chordata; Mammalia; Rodentia; Muridae. The record is from RefSeq and is a predicted model, not a curated record.